Poecilia latipinna (sailfin molly) is the source of this 1719-nucleotide messenger RNA. Its product is annotated as PDZ domain-containing protein GIPC1-like. Bases 37 to 714 code for a protein of 225 amino acids. Gene Ontology annotation, molecular function: protein binding. The transcript has 5 exons. Lineage: Eukaryota; Metazoa; Chordata; Actinopteri; Cyprinodontiformes; Poeciliidae. The record is from RefSeq and is a predicted model, not a curated record.
AUCCUGUUCUGUACCCUCAACACCCACAAGAUUGACAUGGAGAAGCUGCUGGGGGGGCAGAUCGGCCUGGAGGAUUUCAUCUUUGCCCACAUUAAAGGGAUCAAAAAGGAGGUGGAAGUGUAUAAAUCUGAAGACGCCCUUGGCCUCACCAUAACCGACAAUGGAGCAGGCUAUGCCUUUAUAAAACGAAUUCGAGAGGGCAGCGUCGCAGACGAGGUGAAGGUGAUCUGCGUGGGCGACCACAUAGAGUGCAUCAACGGACGCAACAUCGUCGGGACGCGGCACUACGAGGUCGCCCGCAUGCUCAAAGACCUUCCCAAAAACACGACCUUCACCAUCAAACUGAUCGAGCCCAUGAAGGCUUUUGAGAUGCUUGAGCCCAGGUCAAAGGGCAGCAAGCCGGGCAACGACAAUAAGAUCGGCACGGGGAGGAGCACGCUGAGACUUCGCUCCAAAGGUCCGGCCACAGUGGAGGACGAGCCGACAGAAUUUGAUGAGAAAGCAAUAAAGAAAGUAGACGACCUCCUGGAGAGCUACAUGGGGAUCAGAGACACUGAGCUUGCUGCUACGAUGGUCGAAGUCGGCCGUGACAAGAAGAACCCCGACGAGUUUGCCAUGGCUCUAGACGAGACCCUCGGAGACUUCGCCUUUCCCGACGAGUUCGUCUUUGACGUGUGGGGCGCCAUCGGAGACGCCAAGCAGGGAAGGAUUUAAGUUUUCUGCUGCAUCCCUCACACACACACACACACACACACACACACACACACACACACACACACUCCUCUCCCAGAAGCCGACUGUACAAACAGGCAGGCUGGCGUGUCAAUAAUGAAAUUGGCGUGUAAAGAUAUCUGGAAUCCAGUUUCUGACACCGGACCUGCCUCUAGUGUGCAGAACGUUGACUACAGAGUCCAGAUGUUGCAGAGGUUUGUCACAGUGGUUAUAAAUUGCACCUUCACAAACUUAAAUCUCCUCUUUCAUACUCUGAAUCUAUUUUUUAGUUGUGUAUGUUUGGAUAUACAGAUGUGCGGCACAUCUUUUUAUAAAUUUUUCUUUUAUGUAUACAUAUAUAUGUGUGAGAAUGUUGCUGAUUUUACAGCAACAUUGUGUAAUUAGAAUGAUGCAGAUUUUUAGCAAUGUUUCUCUCGUCAGGUAAUUUUAUUUUUUUUCUGGUAGAUUACUUGUGAUAAUUUCUCAUCUGUUGUGUUGAAAGCCAAGUUGAUAAGACAUUCCUCAGUAGCUGCGUUUCCAUAACAAACAUGUGCAAAACUUUGUCGAUAUUUCAUGAAAAAUACAAUGUUUACGUUAAAUAAGAAACAAUUAAAAAUAACACAUGAAUGAGUUUUUUGCACCUGAUAACUCAUUAAAAACCAUGCCGCUCCAUCAUCCUCCUACCACUUCCUGUCAUCUUCUUUGUCGCCCCCACCAGUAGUAACAUCCGGUUGUUGAUCACAUGACUCGUGAUGUGGAAAAAGUGUUUCCAAAGCAACAACUAAAUCCUAGCGCAAACAUCAAUGGAAACGCAGCUAGUGUUAGUCUAAAGGGUAUAUUUACAUAUGUUUGUCCUAUUUCUGUAAAUUAUUGUCAAAUGAAAUCGAAGGCAUGGCUACAGCGAAGACCUUUUCAGAGCCGUCUAUAAAUUUCCGUAGUCAGCUGUUUGCAACCAUAAGGGAUCACUGUUGCUGCAUAAAAACAAAUAAAAUGUAACAUAUUUUAAUC